AUGGGUUCUGAUCCAAACACGGCGAGCUUUCUGGGCUCGACCUCCACCGAUUUUCCUCGCACUCACGAAAAGAUACGUGAACCAAAGGACACACCGUAUUUCGUUGAGAACGAAUUCCGAAUGUCCCAAUCCAAACACUUCGUGCCUGUCCAUGAUCCUGCGACAAAUAAUUUGGUGACCAGGGUUCCAAUGAUGACCACCGACGAAUUGCAGGAUGCCAUUGAUUCCGCGCAGAAAGCAUUCAGCUCCUGGAGCAGACUCUCCAUCAUUGCCCGACAGCAGAUCAUGUUUCGCUACGUCGCAAUAAUCAAAGAAAACUGGGACAGACUUGCCGCCUCCAUCACCCUGGAGCAAGGCAAAACAUUUGCAGAUGCGCGAGGUGAUGUGCUUCGUGGGCUACAAGUGGCUGAAGCUGCAUGCGCCGGUCCUGAGUAUAUGAAGGGAGAGAUUCUUGAAGUUGCCAAAGACAUGGAGACGAGGACUUACAGGGAGCCUCUUGGCGUUGUUGCCGCAAUCUGCCCGUUCAAUUUCCCGGCAAUGAUACCGCUUUGGUGCAUUCCGAUUGCUACCAUCACUGGCAACACGCUGGUGCUGAAGCCCUCCGAGCGAGAUCCCGGGGCUGCCAUGAUUCUUGCUGAAUUGGCCGAAAAGGCCGGGUUUCCAAAGGGCGUGAUCAACGUGGUCCAUGGUGCGCACGAUACCGUCAAUUUUCUCCUAGACUGCCCGGUGGUCAAAGCCAUCAGUUUUGUUGGAAGCAAUAAGGCUGGUGAGUAUAUCUUCACUCGCGGCUCUGCGAAUGGCAAGAGAGUGCAAGCAAAUCUGGGCGCGAAGAAUCAUGCAUUGAUCAUGCCCGACUGCGACAAGGGAGCGACGCUGGACGCUAUUGUCAGUGCGGCCUUUGGAGCUGCCGGACAGCGCUGUAUGGCACUGUCGGUCGCAGUGUUUGUUGGUGAGACCCGAAGCUGGGUUGAUGAGCUGGUGGCAAAGGCGAAGACUCUCCGCACUGAUGCUGGCUUUGAAGCUGGCGCUGACCUCGGUCCUGUUGUGACACCCGAGAGUAAAGCGAGAAUCGAGUCGCUUAUCGCAAGUGCGGAGGCAGAGGGAGCCAAGAUCAUUCUUGAUGGCCGCGGGUAUAAGCCAGCAAGAUACCCAAACGGUAACUGGGUCGCACCGACGAUCAUCGCCAACGUCAAGCCAUCUCAGCGGUGUUACCAGGAGGAGAUAUUUGGCCCCGUGCUGGUGUGUGUCGAGGUUGACACGCUCGAGGCUGGUAUCGAACUCAUUAACAAGAAUGACUAUGGGAACGGCGCUGCUGUUUUCACAUCCUCAGGUGCUGUUGCAGAGAGGUUCCGGCGCAAUAUUGAGGCAGGCCAAUUGGGCAUAAAUGUGCCAAUUCCAGUGCCUCUCCCAAUGUUCUCUUUUACAGGAAACAAGAAGAGUGUGGCUGGAGGGGGAGCCAGUACCUUUUAUGGGAAACCCGGUGUCAAUUUCUACACGCAGCUGAAGACGGUCACUUCCAAAUGGUCAAGCGUGAGUAUUGCACCAACCAAGGCAGAGCUGUCAAUGCCUACUGGAUUGUAG
Molecule: messenger RNA, 1581 nt
Organism: Trichoderma citrinoviride
Lineage: Eukaryota; Fungi; Ascomycota; Sordariomycetes; Hypocreales; Hypocreaceae
Product: aldehyde dehydrogenase
Exons: 2
Coding region: 1-1581 (526 amino acids)
Biological process (GO): L-valine catabolic process; thymine catabolic process
Cellular component (GO): mitochondrion
Molecular function (GO): malonate-semialdehyde dehydrogenase (acetylating, [NAD(P)+]) activity; methylmalonate-semialdehyde dehydrogenase (acylating, NAD+) activity
Source: RefSeq, a predicted model, not a curated record